AUGUAUGAGUUAUUUUGCGACAUGUUUCUUUGUGUUGUUCACUAUAUAUGUAAUGUCAGGAGUAGCCGUAUCAAUUAUAUGCCUUAUAGGUACCCGAAGGAGGAUAAUAAUGAUAUUAAUGGCGCAUACUCAUAUCAAUAUCACGAUAGGAGGAGCCCAGAGGAUAAUAUACUUUACAAGCAAAAAAAUAAUAAUGACAAUGGGAUGGACUUUAACCGACGAUUAUACGAAAACAUGGAACAAGUGCUGAGAAAGCAGUCGAUAUUUAAUAUAUACCACAAUAAUGGACUCGUUGAUUACAAUAACUACGUAAAAGAACAGGUUGGUCAGGGUACAGCUACUCCGAGUGAGUAUAAGGAUUUUAAGGAAGUGGAAAAGGAAGAGAUCCGUACGGAAGAGGAGGGACAGCCAAUUGCAGGAGAAAGAAAUAAUGUCAAUAAGGAUAAAGAAAAAUUUGAUAUUUUCAAGUGGUUAGAAGACAAGGAUAAUGUGAUGGAGAAUGAUUCAGAAGAAGAAUUACAGAAAAUGUUAGAAUUGGAACGUAAAGAGCAAGAGGAAGAAAUUAACGAGCAAAAAAAGAAGGCAGAAAUAAAAGAGAAAGAAGCUGCUAAGGAUAUGGACAACAGAAAGAUUCGUUUCCUGCAAUGGGUCAAAAAAAAGUUGGGAGUACAAUAACCAUAUACCUUGUCUGAGACAAUAAAAAAUAGGUUAUACGUUAUUUUGGUCCAACAUGGGUUGCUAUCAACACCGGGUAAUGUUUUAUUUGUUGUUGACAGAAGACGAG
This is a messenger RNA of Vavraia culicis subsp. floridensis, 784 nucleotides long. RefSeq lists its product as uncharacterized. Lineage: Eukaryota; Fungi; Microsporidia; Pleistophoridae. The record is from RefSeq and is a predicted model, not a curated record. Bases 1 to 675 code for a protein of 224 amino acids. The transcript has a single exon.